Molecule: messenger RNA, 1233 nt
Organism: Aspergillus niger
Lineage: Eukaryota; Fungi; Ascomycota; Eurotiomycetes; Eurotiales; Aspergillaceae
Exons: 3
Coding region: 1-1233 (410 amino acids)
Molecular function (GO): glycosyltransferase activity
Source: RefSeq, a predicted model, not a curated record
AUGGCAGGCAAGAAAGGCCCCGUCUUACCCUAUCGCCGGGGCUCAGACGCCUCCGAAGCCGACUUCUUCGACAUUCCCGAUGAGCCCUGCUGGUCCAUCAUCAAACGUCAGCUCCGCUAUCUCAAAAGCCCGCGGGCCUGGCUCGCCAUUUUCGUCUUCGUGCUGUUUAUCCUAUCUCAGCGACGAGAGAAACCUCCGUCGCCGGCCCUUCCUCAUAUUGAUUACGACCGAGUCGAUUGGUCGCUCUACGCCUACAGCCAGUAUGCGACGUCGAGCCCAUACCUGUGCAAUGCACUUAUCGUCUUCGAUACCCUGCAACGCCUUGGCAGCCGAGCGCAGCGGGUGCUCUUUUACCCCGAGGACUGGGAUGUGCUGGUAGAUGACGAUCGCGACCGGGACAGCCAGCUGCUGGCGAUGGCCAGGGAGAAAUACAAUGUGAUGUUGGUGCCGAUUGAUGUUCAGAUGGUUAAGGCUGGGUCGGGACCAAGCGAAUCCUGGGACAAGAGCAUUUCCAAGCUGCUUGCAUUUGGAGAGACCGAAUUCGAACGUGUCAUUCACAUCGACUCCGACGUUAGCGUCCUACAGAACAUGGACGAAUUGUUCUUCCUGCCACCCUCUCAAGUCGCUAUGCCCCGCGCCUACUGGGAACUGCCUGAUAUCAAGCAGCUUUCGUCUCUCUUAAUCGUCCUCCAGCCGUCCUACAAAGAGUGGUAUGCGUUGAUGGAUAAGGCUCAGGCCAUUUCGUACGGACAGGUCGACUCGAACGUCAGCUCGCGAGUUAGAUACGAUAUGGAACUGAUGAACGAGCGGUACGCGGAUUCGGCGUUGGUUCUGCCGCACCGACAGUAUGGACUGGUCACUGGUGAGUUUCGCAAAGACGACCACCGGGCGUUCCUGGGUAAUGAGCACGAAGAGUGGGAUCCGGAAAAGGUACUAGCGGAGGCGAAGCUGGUCCAUUUCUCUGACUGGCCGCUGCCCAAGCCGUGGGUGAUGUGGCCGCAGGAAUUGCUGGCCGACAUGCUGCCCAAGUGUAAGGUCAAGCCGGGUACGAUGCAUGAGAGUGGGUGCAAGGAUCGUGAGAUUUGGAAGAAGCUCUACGAUGAUUUCCGGCGGAAACGAAGGGACGUAUGUAAAUUGCUCAGCUACCCAGCGCCAAACUGGCCGCCUCGGCAGAAACCCCAAGGCCCUCUGGAGGCGGCACCAGAGGGUAUCCCAAUUUCUCCUGCCGAUUGA